UAUUCGCUUGGGUUAGUCGGUUUGCGAUAGUCGAGGGAGAAGCCAGCUCGCCAUGGAGCCCACGUGCAGCAGCAGUGUGGCGGAACUGGCCAAAUACAGCGAGGAUAAUGUGGAAACGGAUGAGUCUAAGGUGGUGGAGCAUCAGGAAUACGCCGAAGCGCUGUCAAUGUCCGGGGAAAGUCGGAAGCGGAAACGAUGGACUCGAAGGUCCUGCUGCACUCGCCAAGUCCUGAGUACGGGUGCCAUUUUCAUCGCCCUGCUGCUCAUCAUCGGCGCCAUUUACAUGCACUUAAGACAGAAGCAUCAUCUGGGCCGACUGCACAUCAAUCUCAAGGAUCGGGGGCAAGUGGAGGUCCUGGAGGAGGACUUUCCCAUGGUCACCGUUGCCGGAGUGGAUGCUCAGACCCCGACGAUAACAAAAUUCCAGCCGCCUCCGACAUCCUCCCCAGUGCCCAGUGCCAAGUGCCUGGCCUGCAUGGCCACCACUGCCACGGAUAAUAUUCCGGCAAUCUGCAGGAACCGAGGACGACCGGAGGAGCCGUGCGGCAUUUAUCGCAUCUCCCACGUCUACUGGCAGGACGCACUGCGGAUAAUUGACCCGGACGACUCACUCGCCCAGGACUACGGAAGAUGCGUGGUGGAUGUCCAGUGCGCCGAGCGCAUUGUGCGUAGCUAUGUGCAGCGAUAUGGAGGCGAGGAUUGCAAUGGAGACGGACGGAUCGAGUGUCGGGAUCAUGUGAGGCUGCACAUGAGAGGACCGGGCGGCUGCCACAGGCAGGAGCCACUGGGGAGCCUGUCUGAGAGGAGAUUGGAAAACUGCUUGAAAUACAGGGGGAUUACUUAGAACCGA
Molecule: messenger RNA, 850 nt
Organism: Drosophila mauritiana
Lineage: Eukaryota; Metazoa; Arthropoda; Insecta; Diptera; Drosophilidae
Exons: 3
Coding region: 53-844 (263 amino acids)
Molecular function (GO): lysozyme activity
Source: RefSeq, a predicted model, not a curated record